GCCGCUGCCGCCACCAUGCGUCCCGGCAUAAAGCUCUUCGUGGGCAACGUCCCCGAGGAGGCGACGGCCGAGGAGCUGAGCGAGCUGUUCGCCGGCGCCGCCGGGCCCGUGCUCGGGAUCGCCCUCAUGAAGCAGUUCGCUUUCGUGCACCUCCGGGAUGAGGCGGCGGCGGCCCGCGCCAUCACCCAGCUCAACGGCCACCAGCUGCACGGCCGCCGCAUCGUGGUCGAGCCCUCCCGGCCUCGGCCCACCAACACCUGCAAGAUCUUCGUCGGUAACGUCUCGGCCGCCUGCACCAGCGGCGAGCUGCGCUCGCUCUUCCAGCAGUACGGCACCGUCGUCGAAUGCGACGUGGUGAAAGACUAUGCAUUUGUUCACAUGGAGAACGAAGCAGAUGCAAAGGUUGCCAUCGAAAACCUUAACGGGAAGGAGGUGAAGGGGCGCCGGGUGAACGUGGAGCUCUCCACCAACGUCCAGAAGAAGGGCGCGGGCCAGGCCCUGCCGCCCGCCCUCGGCCUCGACAAGAGCAAGCGCAUCAGCCUGGAGUACCGCGAGAAGUUCCAGCCCAAGAUCGAGGGCUUCGACCAGCAGCGCCGGGCGGCGGACGCCACUGCCGCCGCCUUCCCCUCGGCCGCCGCCGCCGGCUACGCCGCCGCCUCCUCCCUGUACGAUUACCAGCAGCGUUUCGGCACCGGCGGCGCCGGCAAGUACGAGGCCUUCGAGGCGCAGGCCAGGCCCGCCUCCCCCUCCUACUUCGGGAGGGACCGCAGCCCCCUCCGGCGCUCCCCCACCCGGGCCGGCUACGCGGCGGUGACGCUCCCCAUGACGGCGCAGCCGGCCGCUUACCGCGCCCAGCCCUCCGCCUCGCUGGGGGCCACCUACCGCGCCCAGCCCUCCGCCUCCCUCGGCGUGGCCUACCGCCCGCAGCCCACCACCGGCCAGGCCGCCUCCUACCGCGCCCAGCCCUCCGCCUCGCUGGGCAGCGCCUACCGCUCCCAGCCCUCCGUCUCCCUCGGCGCCUCCGGCGCGCAGCCCGCCGCCAACUCCCUCGCCUCCUACGGCGCCCAGGCCGCCGCCUCCUACGGCGCGCAGCCCGCCGCCUCCCAGCUCUCCGGCUACGGCGUCCAGUCCGCCGCCCUGGCCUCCUCCUACGGGGCGCAGGCCGCCUCUGGCUACUCUGCCUCCUACGGCGCCCAGGCUGCCGCCGCCGCCGCCUACGGCGCACAGGCCGCCGCUGGCCCUGCCGCUUCCUACGGCGCCCAGGCCGUGGCCACGCACGUGGCCUCCUACGGCGCUCAGGCCGCUGCCGCCGGCCACGCCGCCUCCUACGGCGCCCAGCCCGUAGACGGCCACGCCGCCUCCUACGGCGCCCAGCCCAGUGCCGCGCUCUCAGCCUCCUACGGUGCCCAGGCCGUGGCCGCGCACGCCACCUCCUACGGUGCCCAGGCGGUGGCCAGUCACGCCGCCGCCUACCAGCCCGUGGCCGGCCACUCGGCCUCCUACGGCGCCCAGCCGGCGGCCGCGCUCUCCGCCUCCUACGGCGCCCAGCCCGCCGCCGGCCACUCCGCCUCCUACGGCGCCCAGCCCGCCGCCAACCUGCCUGCCUCCUACGGCAGCCAGUCCGCCGCCGCCGCCGCGCUCUCCGCCACCUACGGCGCCCAGGCGGCCUCCUCGCUGGCCGCCUCCUACGGCAGCCAGGCCGCCGCCGCCUCCUACAAGGCGCAGGCCUCCGCCCCGCUGACGGCCGCCUACCGGGCCCAGGCUUCCGGCUCGAUGGCGGCGUCCUACCCGGCGCAGCAGGCCUCCUCCGCGUCGCUGGCGGCCGCCUACCGAGCCCAGCCGGGCAGCGCCUACGACGGGCCGAGCCAGCUGGGGCAGCAGGCGGCUUCCUACCUGGGCCUGUCGCAGGCCGCCGCCGCCGCCGUCGCACCGCCCUACGAGCGCACCCGCCUCUCCCCGCCUCGCAGCGCCGCCUACGACGACCCGUACAAAAAAUCAUCCGCUCUGGCAAAAAGGUACGGUUCCGAGCGCCGUCUGUCUGACCUCUCAGAUUACCGCCGCUUAGCGGACUCGCCGCUCGCGUACCGCCGGUCGCCGACAAAGUCCCCGAUGGAUUACCGCCGCCUUCCGGAAGCGCACGCCGAUUACGCCCGUUACUCGGGCGGCUACGGCGAUUACCUGCCCGCCGCCCGCGUCCACUCGGGCUACCAGCGCCGCCUCUGA
Molecule: messenger RNA, 2223 nt
Organism: Gavia stellata (red-throated loon)
Lineage: Eukaryota; Metazoa; Chordata; Aves; Gaviiformes; Gaviidae
Gene: RBM14
Product: RNA binding motif protein 14
Exons: 3
Coding region: 16-2223 (735 amino acids)
Biological process (GO): mRNA splicing, via spliceosome
Cellular component (GO): nuclear speck
Molecular function (GO): mRNA binding
Source: RefSeq, a predicted model, not a curated record